AUGAAGCUGUCUCUUCUGUCCUUAGCGACCCUGGUCGGGGCCGCUAUGGCUGACCUGGACCCCAUUAUCAUUAAGGGUUCUAAGUUCUUCUAUUCCAGCAACGACACUCAAUUUUUCAUGCGUGGUGUUGCAUACCAAUACUCUCAAACUGAGGAUCCAUUGGCUGAUGCCACCGCUUGCAAGCGUGAUGUUCCUUACUUGCAGGAGUUGCGCACUAAUAUCAUCCGUACCUACUACAUCAACGCCACUGCUGACCACACUGAGUGUAUGAAGCUGCUGUCAGAUGCAGGCAUCUACGUGGUCUCUGAUCUUUCCAGCACAACUGAAGCCAUCGACCGUAGCGACCCAGCCUGGAACGUUGCCCUCUACGACCGUUACACUUCUGUCAUUGAUGAACUGUCGCAGUACAACAACACUAUUGGUUUCUUUGCUGGCAAUGAGAUCGCCAACUCCGUAUCUACUACAGAUGGUACCGCUUACGCCAAGGCCGCCGUUCGUGACAUGAAGAAGUACAUCAAGGAGAAGGGCUACCGAUCUAUGGGUGUUGGAUACGCCACUGCCGAUGUUGAGGCUAUUCGUGUCGAACUCGGUGAUUACAUGGACUGCGGCACUGAUGAUGAGAGCGUUGACUUCUACGGUUACAACAUUUACUCCUGGUGCGGUGACGCAACUUACACAUCUUCUGGCUACAAGGCACGCACUGCAGAGUUUGCCAACUACACCGUUCCCGUCUUCUUCGCCGAGUAUGGCUGUAACGCAGAUCCCCCUCGCAAAUUCACCGAGGUCGAGGCUAUCUACGGCGAUGAAAUGACUGAGGUCUGGUCUGGUGGUAUCGUUUAUAUGUACUUCGAAACAACAAACGAUUAUGGCUCGACUGGAAACAUGAAAAAUACUGAUCAUCAUAUUAUUGAAGGUCUUGUUUCUAUCGUUGAUAGCACCAGCGUCAGCACUUUGACCGACUUCAGCUACUACUCCAAGGAAAUCGCCAGUGCCACUCCCUCGGGAACCAACAAGGCCUCUUACACCCCAACCAACACCGUUCUGCAAACCUGCCCCACUGAGGGUGCUGAUUGGGAGGCCAAGUCCUCUCCCUUGCCCCCUGCUGUUGACGAAACCCUCUGUGGAUGUAUCUACGAUGCCGCCGCCUGCGUUCCCGAUGCCAGCCUUACCUCUGCCAAGAUGGGCACCCUUCUUGGCCUUGUCUGUGGUUCCACUGACUGUGGCGGCGUUGACGGCAACGGUACUACCGGCGUGUACGGUGCUUACAGCAUGUGUAGUACCAAGGAUCAGCUUGCUUUCGCUCUCAACAAAUACUACGUUGCCCAGGACAAGGUUGCUAGCGCCUGCAGCUGGGGUGGUUCCGCCAGCACCAAGGCUACUACCGCUCCUACCGGUACUUGCUCCUCGCAGAUCAAGGAGGCUGGUACCGCCGGUACUGGCACUGUUACCACGGAGGCCACUGCUACUGCUGACUCGAGCUCUGGAUCCUCCAGCUCAUCUUCGUCAAGCAGUGCUGGUACCACUGUCCACUCUAGUGUCUCCUUUGGUUUCUUCCAAGUUGGCGUCCCUGCCGCUAUUGCGCUCAUGACUGGUGUGGGUAUGAUUCUUCUGUAA
Molecule: messenger RNA, 1614 nt
Organism: Penicillium angulare
Lineage: Eukaryota; Fungi; Ascomycota; Eurotiomycetes; Eurotiales; Aspergillaceae
Product: glycoside hydrolase family 72 protein
Exons: 5
Coding region: 1-1614 (537 amino acids)
Biological process (GO): fungal-type cell wall (1->3)-beta-D-glucan biosynthetic process
Cellular component (GO): fungal-type cell wall; cytoplasm
Molecular function (GO): 1,3-beta-glucanosyltransferase activity
Source: RefSeq, a predicted model, not a curated record